Messenger RNA from Lithohypha guttulata, 3732 nucleotides. RefSeq lists its product as uncharacterized. NCBI's taxonomy places the organism in Eukaryota, Fungi, Ascomycota, Eurotiomycetes, Chaetothyriales, Trichomeriaceae. Gene Ontology annotation, molecular function: protein-containing complex binding; protein binding. The record is from RefSeq and is a predicted model, not a curated record. Bases 1 to 3732 code for a protein of 1243 amino acids. The transcript is spliced from 2 exons.
AUGCGACGACAUCAUGGGCGGGCUCCCUCGCCGUACGCUGGUCGUGUACCGACACCUCCCUCUGCAGAAGUUACAUUGGUCCGCAGCUUCGACCACCAGAUAAACCCAAGCAGACCUGCCAGGCAGUCACCUCUCGCUACUUCUCAGAUUCAAGGCAUGCCACUUGACUUGAUCGAACGUAUUCGAGCCUUUCCACUCUUCCAGUCCGCACCAGAUAGCUUUCUGUACGAGGUCGGUCUCGUCCUGAAACCACAAAUGUAUGCUCCCAACGACUAUCUUAUGACAGAAGGAGAUGUUGCCAAGGCGAUGUACUGGAUCGUGAGAGGCGCAGUUGCAGUCUGUUCAAGAGAUGGCGAAAGCACGUAUGCAGAACUAAAAGCUGGCUCUUUUGUUGGCGAGAUUGGUAUACUCAUGGACCGGCCGAGAACCGCUACAGUCAUUGCUCGAACAAGAUGUCUUAGCUUACAGCUGAAGAAGGAAGAUCUCAAGCGCAUUCUCCCAAAGUUUCCGGAGGUAGAGAGAGCAGUAAGAGAAGAAGCGCUAGAACGCCUUGCAAUACUGGAAAAGAAGAAGCGACAAGCACCAGGUCCUGUUAGCUCUCCAACUUCAGAACGAAGAGGGUCUAAGAGGACGAGAGAAGAGGAGGAGGAAGAAAUGCAGACCGACGUCUCUGAAACCAACAACAAGCGGCGAAAGUCCCCCAGUCCUGGCGUCGGUGAUGUGUCGCCUGCAAGCGCUUUGGGGUUCGGCUUGGUCAAUGUGCGAGCUCUGCUGAAAGAAUUACCUUUGUUCGCAAACCUUCCAGCUGAACCCCUCCAUUUCUUGGGAUUGAAUGCUCAACCACGUGCCUUUCCGCCAUUUGUAGAUAUCAUCAAGCAGAAUAACACGGGGCGAGAAGUCUAUUUCAUAGUGCAUGGUGAAGUGGAAGUGAUCGGCGAGCAGGAGACUCAGAAUGAUCGUAAGAGAUCACUUCCUUUACCACCAGUCGUCAAAGCACGUCUACGAGCAGGUCAGUAUUUUGGAGAGGUAGUAAGCCUGGACUUGGCUCCUCGUCGGACGGCUACAGUCAGGUCAGUCACACAGGUGGAGUGUCUAAUGAUCCCAGAGAAGGUAUUGGCAGAGUUUUGGAAUCGAUGUCCACCUUUACUGCGAGCCCAGAUUGAACAGACUGCACUGUCAAGACUAAAGACAGCCUCCAGGGAUGAUGUGGAAAUGAAAGAUGUUUACCAACCACCAAGCUUGAUUGAGCUCGAGCUGGAUGAUGAGAAGAAGUUAGCAAAGAAGCUGGCUAGACCAGCACGAGUAACAUUCAGCGAUGCCGAGAUUGCCGCUCCUGUGCAGCCUCUGCAGUCUGACGAUCCAACACCUGCAGAGCCAUCUGAUCCGGAUCCCUUCUCGAGCAUCGGGCUGGAAAAUGUGCGAUCGCGCUCAAGAAGAGGUUCCCUGGCCCCUCCACCUCCCGAUGAGCCUGUUCCCAAACCAUCCACAAAACCAAGGCGCUCACCAAGACCCUCGCCAAAGUCCUCGCCAAGGUCAUCUCAACCAUCAUCGCCCUCAACACAGAGCUCCGCGGUAGCCACACCUUCUCCUCUAGCAGAAGGAAGUGGUGGCCAAUAUUUUCCAUUCUCGGAUCCGUUCGCUGGCGCAAAACGUCCGCAAAUAACUAUGCGGCUCACUGAUGGUGAGAAUCGUGGGUCCAUACCCGAUGAAAUUUUAGUGCUUGUGUUUCAGCAUUUCGAGCUGCACGAACUAAUGAAUUUGCAGGUAAUAAGUCUACACUGGCAGAACCUGUUACUGAAGUCCGACAAGCUUGUGACACACCUAGACUUGGCGCGCUACAAUCGUUGCCUCAAUGACCAGGUUAUCAUCAAGCAAAUAUGCCCCUUCGUAGGCACUCGCCCGCGUACCAUUGAUAUUUGUAACUGUUUUCAUGUGUCCGACGAAGGUUUUUCAGCACUUGCAGAUAAAUGCGGGCAGAACGUUACAUGUUGGAAGAUGAAGAGUGUCUGGGACGUGACGGCCAAUGCCAUACUUGAGAUGUCCAGUAAGGCAAAGGGCCUCGUCAGCGUUGACCUGAGCAAUUGCCGCAAAGUCAGCGACACACUUCUUGCGCGUGUGGUAGGCUGGGUUGUCCCACAGCAUCCUCCAGCGCAAACAGCUUUGGGAAGACAUUCAAGCAUGAGAGGACGGCCAGUGAUUCGGACUAACAAGCUGAAUGGCAACAAUGUCAAUGGCAAUACACCACCAAUGCCGCCUCCAGGCACGGUCAUCGGCUGCCCCAACCUCAGUCAUCUUACACUCAGCUAUUGCAAGCAUGUCACCGAUCGCACGAUGCACCAUCUUGCGAUGCACGCUGCAAGCCGUCUUGAGUUUCUUGACCUAACGAGGUGCACAACAAUUACAGACGUGGGAUUUGGCUAUUGGGGGCAGAACUCCUCGAAUAUCAAAUUUACGAAACUGCGAAAAUUGGUUUUAGCGGACUGUACUUACCUUUCUGACCAAGCCAUCAUCUACUUGACGACGGCAGCUGGCGCCGCAUUACGUUAUCUGGAUCUGUCCUUCUGCUGCGCACUUUCUGAUACCUCGACAGAAGUUAUCGCUCUAGGCUGCUCUAAUCUGGAAAGCCUCGACAUGUCCUUUUGCGGCUCGGCAAUCUCCGAUGCUUCCUUGAGGUCGAUUGGCAAUCAUCUCACAAAUAUGCAGCAUCUUGCCGUUCGUGGGUGUGUGCGUGUUACUGGCAUGGGCGUUGACGGUGUAGUUGACGGCUGCAAAGUUCUCGAAACAUUCGAUGCAGCAGACAUGACCACUUCCGACGUGCGACGCAUUCUCGUCACCGGUGCAACAGGCAAACAAGGAGGCGCAGUGGUUCGAGCUCUACUCGCACAACCACCGUCCUUCCCACACGAGAUCCUCAUCCUAACCCGAAAGUCGACUUCGACCUCUGCACAGAAGUUGGCAGAGAACCCAAAAGUCAAGAUCAUCGAAGGCAAUCUUGAGAAUGUCCCUGCGAUCUUCGAGGCCGCGGGUGGAAAAGAUUCAGUAUGGGCUGUUUUCCUCGUCACGAUGCCGAGCAUGAAGAAGCUUCAGCCCGGAGUUGUGGACAAAGAGGUAGCCCAGGGCAGAGCCAUGUUCGAUGCAGCGCUCGAGAACGGCGUCAAGCAUUUCGUGUUCAGCAGUGUUGACCGUGGUGGAGAUGAGAAGAGCUGGAGCAACCCAACACCAACACCACAUUUCAUUACCAAGCAUGACAUCGAAUUGUACAUCAGGGAAAAGAGCAAUGCGAGCCAAAUGAGCUAUACCAUACUGCGACCAGUUGCGUUCAUGGACAAUUACAUGCCGGGCAUAAUAGGACGAAUCUUUGCCGCAGCAUGGGCACAGAUGGGCUCGAAGAAGCUGCAGCUAGUAUCUACGAGGGACAUUGGAAUUAUGGCGGCCAAAGCUCUGAGCGAACCUGACAGCGAGGACUUCAAGAAUAAAGCUAUUAGUGUCGCAGGCGACGAAAUCACUCAGGCGGAAGGAGACGAGGCUAUGUGGCAGGCGAAGGGACGGCCGAUGAUUCAGUCCUACUGGUUUAUCGUGAGCUUUCUGAAGUGGAUGGUCUCUGAUGUUGGGAUAAUGUUCAGGUGGUUCGAGGAGGAAGGGUACGGUGCUGAUUUGGAGAAGUGCAAGAGACUGAACCCGAACAUGAUGGAUUUCAAGACGUGGUUGGCGGAGGAGAGCAAGCAUCAAUGA